Molecule: messenger RNA, 9135 nt
Organism: Mizuhopecten yessoensis (Yesso scallop)
Lineage: Eukaryota; Metazoa; Mollusca; Bivalvia; Pectinida; Pectinidae
Product: 1-phosphatidylinositol 3-phosphate 5-kinase-like
Exons: 48
Coding region: 114-6734 (2206 amino acids)
Biological process (GO): intracellular signal transduction; phosphatidylinositol metabolic process
Molecular function (GO): metal ion binding; ATP binding; 1-phosphatidylinositol-3-phosphate 5-kinase activity
Source: RefSeq, a predicted model, not a curated record
ACUUGACCCGGAAGUCAAAAUUUGUAAAUAUAGAAAAUGGUCGCAUGACAGGCCUAUCAGCUGUAAAUGAACAGUGUACAGGAUGAUGAUGCUCCUGUGACCCCCUGUGUUGUAUGAUGGCCAUGUGGGAUGACACACCCACUACCCUCACUGUAUUUGGACCCCUCAGCUCUGAAGUGUCUGAGGGAGGGAACCUGUUCACCAGACUCUGGAAAAGGAGUAAAGAUGACUCUUCGUCCUCCUCCCGCGCCAGCAGCCAGAAGUCAUCUCGUGAUCCAUCGGUGGACAGAGAGGUGACCAAGAGAUGGGUUUCUGUCACACCAAGGGUAGACAACCCUGAAGUGACUGGAGUGGUUACAGAGGUUAAGGAGGAUGAUUUGCGGGAGGACCUGACAGCGUCCACCAGUGAGGUGGAGCAGCAACAUGGGGAUGCUGACAGGACCCUCUCCAGUGUUCUCAACCGACUCAGCAACAUCCUGGAGCGCCGUACCACGACUCCACAGGCAUACCGUGACAGUGAUUUCAAACAAUACUGGAUGCCCGAUAGCAGCUGUAAGGAAUGCUAUGACUGUGGAGACAAGUUUACAACAUUCCGACGGCGACACCAUUGUCGUAUCUGUGGCCAGAUAUUCUGUAGCAAAUGCUGCAACCAAGAACUUCCUGGAAAGAUCAUAGGAUACAAAGGUGGUAUCCGUGUGUGUACUUACUGUGGAAAAGUGGCCAUGAGUGCCCUACAGAAUGAACCCUCCACGGGUGAUCUAAGGGUGGAGAGGGAGGACCUUCGUCUCUCUAUGGAAUACACAUAUUCCGGAGGUCUGAUGGGGGCAAACAGUAUCUGGGGUUCUAGCAAGAAACAAGGGGCUGCCAACAAAGCCAGGGGCCACCUGUCAAUGACCAGUAGUACCACAAGUUUGGACCAGAUGGCGCCGUUCGAUCUCACACCUCAGACUGACUACCAGAACUUUGAAAACCUAUACAUGGACAGGAAGUUCUUUGAGGACUCCACCCAACUGCGUGACCUAUGGAAGCACAUUUCAGACCUGGAUAAAGGGGUGGAAAUGCAGAGUCACAGAAUCCGUCUCCGAACCUAUCACAAAUGCAUUGUGGGAAAUAAACUGGUCGACUGGCUGAUCAAAAAUGACCGAGCUGUGAGACGUGUACAGGCAGUGGUGAUUGGUCAGGCGUUACUUAAUGCUGGGUACCUAGAGCCUGCCAGUGGUCAGCAACCGCUUGUAUUUCAAGAUGACUUCACAUUGUACAAACCAUCGGAGACAUCCCCCAUGGAACAACCAGAAGAGUUCUUGCCAGGGGGAGACGACUCCUGCAUUGAGAACACUGAACCUGAAUGGUUACAGCAGAUUGAAAUGGACAGUGAUGGUGAUUCUGUAUCGGAGGAACACGCAGAGAAGAUGGAUUCAUUCCAGGGCUUGGGUGUUGGUCGAAAACACAAAGAUGUCACUUCACAAGCCAGCUCCCACGAUAAAACAACCGGAGAUGAGGAAGAAAUUUUGGACUUUGAACCCUUACCUAGACAGGACAACCAUGGAACUGGAGUACAGGAAGAUAUUAUCACAGACUCGGUGUUCACAAGUUCACAGACACAGAGCGGGGCCCAGAUACUGAGUACAUGUAGAGGGUGGCGGACCCUCGAGCAGGUCAAGGACGAAAACGAUGAGAAGGCUUCAUUUGUCAAACUGAAGUCUUUACAUGAUGACCAUUUACGUGACCUGGUCAGUCAGAUGUCGUGUGAUGAAGGCUUGUCCAAAUCCUGGAUGGACAUUGUCCUUGGAACUGCUCAGAGGGUCAGCCGAUAUGUCCACCCAGAUGUGAAGCAUGCAGGGGACCACAUGGACAUCAGGAAGUACAUCAAGUUCAAAAAGAUUCCGGGUGGGAACAAAGAGCAGACCUGUGUAAUACAUGGACUUGUGUUUACAAAGAACGUGGCUCACAAAAAGAUGGCGCAUCAGCUUACCAAUCCCACCAUCCUCCUGCUGAAGGGCUCCAUUGAAUACCAGAGGGUGGAGAGUAAAUUUUCCUCCCUCGAGCCACAGAUUCUUCAGGAAGAGGAAUUCCUGAGGAAGAAUGUGUCCAAGAUAUCGUCCAUGAAGCCCAAACCGGACAUCGUUGUGGUGGAGAAGUCGGUGUCCCGCCUCGCUCAGAACUUCCUUCUGGCCACGGGGAUCACUCUGUUGUACAAUGUUAAGCUGGCUGUAAUGGAGAGACUGGAGAGAUUUACCCAGGCAACCAUCAUCAGCUCUAUCGACGGAAUCGUCAGUGGUCCGAUCAACCUGGGCUUCUGCCAUAACUUCAAAGCCUGUAACUUCAACUUACCCUCAGGUGAAAACAAGACAAUGCUCUGUUUUGACGGAUGUGCAACUCAUCUUGGCUGUACGAUUUCCCUGAGAGGUGGAUCUAGUAGUGAGUUAAAGCGGAUCAAAAAGAUCAUGCGACACAUUAUCUAUGCAGCGUACAAUUCGCAACUAGAAAUCUCUCUGCUAAUGGAUGAGUUUGCCAUGCCGCCUGGACAGCUGGACGAUUCAAUCCAUGUGAUUGACAGUGCAGACUCCACCCCUUCUGCUGGGGUGGACAUGGUGGACAGCAUCAACAACAGUGAUGCCAUUCAAGAGUGGGUGGAGUCAACUGUAGCAGAGGGAGGAGCUAAUGAAAGUGGGGGUGUGGCCAGUGAAGAAGUUGGUGUGGCCAAUGAAAAUGAGGGAGGGGCUACAAAUGUGGGAGAUGUUAAUUGCAGUGUUGAUGGAAAUAUUAAUUCCAGUAUGACCAGUGUUGAUGACAAAAGUGAUAAGCAAGGGGAUAGCUACCCUGAGAUUGUGACUUUGGAAAGUGAAAAAGGUAACAUGGACACAGAGGAGGUGUGCAAAUGUUCUGAGAAUGUUAAACUAAAUGAUAAGGACAUGUCCAAUGUGCUGGAGAGUGAAAAAGACACUGCCAUGGAAAAUGACUUGAAAACAUUAGUAGAGGAAGGAAAAAUCAAAUUUACUUUAGGAGAAACAAAUGAUGACAGUGAACAAGAUCAAGAUAAAAACGAAAGUUUAGAUCUGAAAAUGGAUUUGUUGAACUGUGAUAACAUUGGUCGAAAAACGUCUUCAUCAGAGAUUAUAACUGACCAAUCAGACCCUCUCCACAAUUUCGAAAAAAAUCAAGAUGAUACAAUUUUUCAAAGUUCCAUUACACUUCAAGAGAAAUCUCAAAAGCGUUAUCAAAAGUUCAGGAAACUUCUAAAUGAGGUUUUACUCAGUACGUCUCCGUUUGUGAAGUAUGAUGUGCCGUUUUUAGAAUCAGAAUCAGGGAGUGACUGCUGUUCACGGAAAUAUUUUGCACAUAUAGAUGAGCUGUACUGGUCGUGUCGAUUUGACCCCACUGGGUAUGAAAUGAGGAGGUCCCAGAAAUACCAUGAAGGAGAACAGCCCCCGAAGCCUCCCAUGUCCUGGUCCGAUGUGGAGGUGGUCGAGUCUCAUCCCUUCAUAUUGUCAGAACUGACCUCCAUGGACAAGGGCCAAAUUGAGAGCAUGUUGGCUGACUUCCGAGCACGAGGGGGAAGAAUUAUCCUCAAGCCUCCUUUUCCCAAUCUAGUGGCGGGGCCUAAAGACCUGUUUGACCCGAGCAACAGGAAUAGCCCGAGCCAACAAAACAACAAAGGUGUAUCAUUCUCAGGGAAGAAAGACAGAAGGAGAGACUGUCUGGAGUUCCAUCGACAUCAGAGACUAGCUGUACUGCUCAGUAGCCACUCAGAGAGAUCAGCCAACCAUCCCUUCCCCUGUCUACCUCCACAGAUUGUUACCAUGGAGUUUUACGGUAACCAGGACAUCACUCUGGGUGGAUUCCUCGAGAAGUUCUGCUUCAGAGAGUCUUACUCCCUCCAGCCAUACACCUGCCCUUCAGAGGCGUGCGACAUCCCAAUGUUAGACCAUGUACGCAGGAUCGUACACAACAAUGGCGCCAUCUAUAUAUCUCUGAGAAAGUUGAAGAACUGUGUUCCUGGAGGCGAUAGUGCCAUCAUGAUGUGGAAUUGGUGCAGGAAAUGUAGACAGGCCACUCCUUUGAUGCCAAUGAGUCAGGACACUUGGAAUAUUUCCUUUGCCAAAUAUCUAGAGCUGCAUUUCUAUGGUAACAGUUUCAUGCGAAGAGUGAAAUCUGAGAAUUGUACACAUUCCCUUCACCAAACGUUCAGCCAGUACUUAGGGCACAAGAAUAUCGUGACAACCUUCAAGUACUAUCAGAUCACAAAGCUGGAGAUAGCUCUACCACACUGUGUUAUAAACCUGGAGACAGGUUCCUACCAGCAACACUGCACACGACUCAGGGAGGAGACCAAGCACCUUGUCAACAGGGGGACAGACAUGUACAGUACAGUGCUGGAGUAUGUGUUGCGGAUCAAUUCUGAAAGCCAGAACGAACUGCUGUCUCGAAUGGUUGGAGACUACAUAACCAUGAUUCAGAGUGAUAAGUGUGACAUACGUGAUCAAGGACGCAACAUCCUGGAUAAACUUCAGGAAUUGGAGACUGGUCUUAAUAUCUGGGGAUCUGUGGAUACAAACAUUGGGCAGAUAGACAAAGUGGGAGGAUUUUACCUGUUACAGGAUGACCUUGUGAGGCUCAAGAGGUCAUACGCCGACUCCAUCUCCAACUGGAACAUUAAACUACAAGAGCUGUACUCCCAGCACAAGAAAAGACAGCUGGUUCUCACCAAGAAGGAGCGGGAGAUGUCCACGCUGCCUACUGAUGAUAGUUCCCAAGCCAAGUAUGCCAAGUCGAGCUCGGAGGAUGGAAGUUAUCCCGGCAACGCCAGCCUCAAUGUUGCCAUGGACACGAGACCCCCUAGUAACGGCAGUGCUGGAGGAGCUAGGCCAUCUACUAAUUCUCAUGCUCCCUCCGAGCCUGUCCCUAUAACAACAAACAUCACUGAGACCCAAGAGUCUGAUGUAUUUGUUGAGGAAAAUACAGAGUACGUGAUGAGCCCUACCCCUGGUGUGGCCCUCGGGAUAUCUCCAGGUAUGGCAGCAGGUAUUAUACAAGACAGCACACCACCUACUAACACAGAUCUCAACAGCUCUAACUCUUACAUAGUGCUUCAACUCAACAAAGAUAAUCUUACCCUAGAGGUUGAAAGGAAAGGUCAAGGAGAUUCAAAAUCUUACAACAUCCCAACAGUUGCCAGGGAAACGGAAGAUAGCCUUAUGUUAGCAGAUACUGAUGUACAGAAAGUGAGGUCAGGAAAGGGUUCUAACAGAUUGGUGGUCCCAGGAAACUCUCAGAAACUCUCGAACAGCAGUGAUGAUCAAACAGAUGGCCAACAAACAGACAGAAUCAGUGGCUUCAAAAAGACCAUUACCAACUUCCUGUCAGGAACAGGGUUAUCUCCCUUGGUCAUCCCAGUUGAUGCCAGUGAACAUACAGUCCUUCCCUCCUGUUACCGAGUCCCCAUUCUGGUGUACGAUCAGGAGCCAAGUUCUAUCAUAGCUUAUGCCCUCAGUUGUCAUGACUACCACCAGAAACUUCAGGAGAUCCAGACAACGAUUGGCUCAUCACAAAGAGAGGCAUCUUCUCAGAGCAUCUACAAAGGAAGUAAAUCUGGAGACACAGAUUCUGUUGCCUCGGACAAUGAUAAAGGGACACGUAAAGGAGGAUCUGCGAUGCUGGCAUUUCUACGGGGAGGGAGUAAGGAGGCCAGUCCUGUGUUACCAAGGAAACUUAUGGAUAAUGCUGCCAUGGAUUCUGUCAAGUAUACUCCGAAGUUAGAUUCUGAUAGUAUAGAAAUUGAGGAGGAGCGGGCUUUCCUGAUGUCCACUUCGCUUUCGCUAGGGGGAGCUGACUCUGACAAGUCAAAGGGAGGCAAGCAGUCGACAAGUCCACACCUAGAACUACAAUUCUCAGACCAGACGGCACGUUUCUACUGUAAAGUGUAUUUUGCAGAGCAGUUUCAGCAGCUGAGGAAGCUCAUUUUCCCUGCUGGGGAAGACAUGUUCAUCCGAUCGCUGAGUAGGUGCAAAGUUUGGGAGGCAAAGGGAGGUAAAUCUGGAUCUGCCUUCAGUAAAACUGACGAUGAUAGAUUUAUCCUAAAGCAGAUGUCUGGAAUAGAGGUUGACAUAUUUGAAAAAUUUGGACCAGAAUACUUCCAGCAUAUCAGCAAGUGUUACAUGGAGCAGAAGCCAACAGCUUUGGCGAAGAUUGUUGGCGUCUACAGAAUUGGAUUUCGUAACACGCAUACUAACCGGGCCCUGAAACAGGAUGUGUUGAUCAUGGAGAACCUGUUCUAUAACAGAAAGAUCUCUCAGACAUUUGAUCUGAAGGGCUCCAACAGGAAUCGUCUUGUAAACACCUCAGGGAAACGUGAGGAGGAAGUCGUAUUACUCGACGAAAAUCUCAUGAAAUUGAGUGUUGAGUCGCCGUUGUAUGUAUACCCUCACUCUAAGAUGGUGUUAACUACAGCUAUCAGACAAGACUCGGAGUUCUUGUCGGCAAACCUGGUUAUGGAUUAUUCUUUGCUGGUCGGACUGGACGAGAAACGAAACGAACUAGUCGUUGGUAUCAUAGAUUACAUCAGGACCUUCACCUGGGACAAGAAACUUGAGACAUUGAUAAAAUCUACCGGAGGAAAGAUGCCCACAGUGGUCUCCCCUGAAAUAUACCGGACACGCUUCAUGGAGGCCAUGGGACGCUACUUCCUGCCUGUCCCCGAUCAGUGGAAUGGACUAGGCAGGGACACAGAAUUAUGACCAUUGUUUAAUGACUAGUGACAUCAUUAUUUUUAAUCUGAAUUUCCAGUUAUAAUGUUGUUGAUUCUAGAGAAAAACACAAACUCAGGUGUUACAUGUUUGCUGGACAAGCGUACUGUUUCACAUAGUAAUUCAUUAACAUUGAUGUGAAGUUCAUAGAAUUCCAAACUGACCAAAUCAACCAGGAAUUCCUAUUGUAGUACAGUGUUUUUGUUUACUUAGGUAUCCUUUGAAGGAGGGUUUGCUUAAGGAAGUUGGAUAAGAAAUAAUUGGUGGCCAUCCAUCCAUUGAUUACUAAGGCAUAUUACUGGGAAACUUCCACCAGUCAAAUAUUCACCCUCCACCUGUAACAUUCAUAUUUGUCCAGUGUGGAGUUUGCCUUCUUAUGUUAAUACUGAAUUUGGUGAUAUUUUAAUUCGUCCUUAUUGCCCUCCAACCGAGAUCAAAGAUAGCUGCCAUUGUGAUAAAAUACAGCAACAACAACAACAAUGCGUAGGAAUACAAAAUUGUUUAUCGUGAUUAUGCUGUCAAUUUUUUUUAAUUUUGACCAAUCAAAAAGUGUGUUACAAACAGCAUAAAUCAGAAUGCUGGUACAUAGUCUUUGAUGAUAUGAUUUAGAACAAUAUCACUGUCACAGAAACUGACAACGGAGAACUAUGUUACCUUCGGUACAGAGACUUCAGUCAUAACCUUAAGAACAAGUCUUACAGACUGAUGAAGUCAAUGACAGUGAGCAUGGUAAUUUGAUAACUGAAGCAUUGUCAGAUAUAAUUCUGGAACAUGUGACCCUAAUUUUUUGGGUUCCGGUCCAAUCACAGUAAUUCAGACUUAUGGUUUAUGGGUAUAGGGGCACAACAAUCAGACACAUCUGGGAAUGCCAUAUAAAAGUAAGCACAAGGAGACAUUUUUUAAUAACAUUCAUUAUCAGAGUCCGACAUUACAGACAUUUCACUCUAAGUGAGUUUCAGUAUUUUUUGGUAUUUAAAGUGAGUUGAUAAAUAGAUGACCAACUCGAUGAUUGAAUUAUUGUUCUUCCCAAUAGAUGAUAAUUAGAUACGCCCACAAAAUGGGGAGCAUAUUGGACCACACCAUGUUAUGACAGUGUCUAUUUGUCUGUCCAUCCGUCCUUUACAUUAACUUGUGGCUGCAACUAGUUUCACAGUUUUAGACCAAAUGUGCAUGUAAUAAAAUAAGGAAGCUGCAUUAGAUGUCACUACACCCUUCCCCUGUGUCAGUCUACCAGCACAUUGGACCUGUGACUAAAACCCUACAGCAUUCAGUUUGUUGGAUGGAGUUCAUAUAAUGGCGCACAUUUCAUAAAAUUGGGAUUAAGCGUUACAUUCUACCACAGUCAUGGGCCUUUCUGAUCCCUCCUGCAGACUUAAACCUUAUGAAAUAUGUAACAUGGACAAAGGGAGGUCAUCUAUUAAAGAUAAGAUGUUGUAAAGAGUUAACAAAAAAGAAAAGCACCUUGUCUUAUAUUCCUAACUAGUUGAAAAAGUUUAUUUUGUUAUGAUUUGUUGCAAGAAUGCACGAGAAGUGAUCAAGUUAUAACAAUAAAUUGUAUACAUCAUUUAAAAAUAGACUAGAAAUUGUUUGCAAUUCCAUUUGAAUAUGCCAUUGUUGAAAACUUGCCGUACAAAUAUCAGAAUAAUUUUCGACCCGUUCCUAAAAUUAAUACCCUUAUAGGCCUCACAUACAUACAUUUCUCUUUCGAAGUUACAGACUGUAUCAACAUAUUGCAAGUGUUCUAUGCAGUGUUCCUUUUGUGGGUGUUUACAUCAUGGAGCUUCAUAUUCCAAUAAUACUGUAAUAAAGUGCAAUGUCUGUUAAUUUUAGCCUGGAACUUUAUAGUCUAGUUAUAAUGUGAUUAUAGAGUGCAUUUUUUUUUGUGGAUAUUGUUGUCCGUCGUAAGAUUCUGUUGUCUAAUAAGAUAGAACUAUUGUAUAUUUUUAGUGGAUGUUCAUAUAUGGCCAGCGUCAGUGUCCAGUUUUGUUGUGCCUAUGGUGGUAUGAUUGUAAUGCACACCAUACAUAUACUAUUGUACAUAUAAACACUUCUAUUAUCAAAUUACAAAAAUUAUAACCCACCCAGAAUCCUGUAAAUGUUCAGCUCACUGUGAUGCUAAUAUUCAUGGUUUGUCUUAAAGAUAUUUAAAUGAACAUGAUGAGAGGUUUGAAUUUAAAACUUGGUCCAUUGUUGUUAGAUACAUAUCCUAUGUAUGAGUCUAUAUAUAACAUAUACUGUGUUUAUGAGAUUUGUGUUAUUUAUUUAGUGCUGUCUUAUUUAUUCUAAUUAUAGCUCUGUUAUGAUCAUGUGACACAAGAGAUAUAUAUGAUAUGAAAUGUUUGAACUACAAAGUUUAUAUCAUACUUUUAAUAAUAUUAACUCAUUCACCCCU